CAUGAUUUGCUGAUGAACAAUAUACAAUAAUUAAGUUUUAAGGAACAAUUGUACACGGAUUUUCUGAUGUAUCAUAAAUGAAUACGCUUUCACUUUAAAUCGGUAUACUAUGCAGGGUCUAUGACCAGUCAGUGAUGCGUUGCAUAGGGAAGUUACGUGAUGCGUAUAUAGUGUUAUUGAUGCCGACGCCAACAACAAAAUUUGACAGUCUUAUGUAAUUCCUUAUGUUGACAGCGUGUCACUCGGAAUGUUUGUGCGUUCAAAUUGACAUCAUUUAAUUUAGGAAAACUCAAUGGAAGAAACUAACGUUUCGAAAACGCAAGGCGCACCGAAAAUGGACAGUGAACCCAUGACAGUAAAUUCUCCGUCUCAUAGCAUCGCGGGAGCGGAAGAAGAAUCAUCAGAACGAACUCCUGAAUCCGUAACUGAUGAAACAUCAGCUGAUUCUUCAGAAAAAAGCGCAUCAAUACUUAAAUAUGAGGAGGAAUGGGCGGCACUGUGCCACCGGGACGACCCGGGCCUGGAGGAGCUGCGGCGGCGCGCGGUGCUGGGCUCCCUGCGCGCCUCGCGCUUCCGCAGCGUCUGCUGGCGGGCGCUGCUCGGCGUGCUGCCGACCGGCGGCGCCCCGCCGCACGGGGAGGCCUGGCUGGGGGAGCUCCGGCGCUCGCGCCAGCACUACGCGCGCCUCUGUGCCAAGCUGGCCGCCGACCCCUGGAAGGACAACGACCUGCUCGUUCGCGACGACCCACUGUCUCAGAGCUCCGAGAGUAUAUGGCACCAGUACUUCUGUGACAAGGAGCUGCGAGCGCUUAUCAGACAGGAUGUUGUGCGCACAUUCCCCGGUGUUGACUUCUUCCGUAAGCAGAUGAUACAAGAUGCCAUGGUCAACAUACUUUUCUGCUAUGCUCGUGAACAUCCACAGAUGUGUUACAGACAGGGUAUGCAUGAGAUCCUUGCCCCCCUUCUGUUUGUGCUGCACUGUGACCACCAAGCACUGCUGCACACGAAGGAGCAGGUACAAGUCAGUGAUGAGAUAUCUGAGAUACUGAACCCCAAGUUCCUGGAAGAAGAUGCAUAUGCCAUCUUCAGUAGAAUAAUCGGUGGAAUCGCUUCCUGUUACCGGAUAAAUGACUUGACCCCGACGGCGACUGGCUACUUUCCAGCAAACCUGCAGACUCCGUCUCCUGAUGGAGGCAGCGGGAGGUCGGAGAACGAGGUGGUGGCGCAGCUGAACUGGAUCCGCGACCGGCUGCUGGCGCCCAAGGACCCGCAGCUGCACCAGCACCUGCAGCAGCUCGACAUCCCUCUGCCCCUCUUCGGAAUCCGGUGGCUGAGGCUACUGUUCGGUCGGGAGUUUCCGCUGCAGGACCUGCUCGUGCUGUGGGACGCCAUCUUUGCAGAAGGGCAGGACUUCGAACUAGUCAACUACAUCGUCGUCGCCAUGCUCAUCGCCAUCAGGCACCAGUUGCUGUCCAGUGACUACACUGCCUGCCUCACCUACCUCAUGAGGUACCCAGGAGCAGUCGACAUCUCGUACAUCAUCGACCACGCACUGCACCUAAAGGACCCAGAUAAAUACUCGGAGCCGGCAAUAACGUCCUUCCCGACGCUCCCCAACGUCACCGUCGGCGGCCGGGCGGACCUCAACCGGGGCGCGGCGGCGGGCCACACCCACGAGGGGCAGUUCUGCCCGCCGAAGCAGCGCCGCCCGGGCCACCGCCAGCAGCAGCACCACCACCACUACCGGAGCAGCACGGUGCCGCCGGGCGACAAGGGCGGCGACGUCGAGAUCGUGGUCAGCUCGCAGGUGGUGGUGCGCAGCUCGGAGAAGGCAGCCGCGCAGCUCAAGAAGGGCUCCGCGCCCGACAUCAGCACUCUCUCUGGAAGACUGAAGAAGCUCUCUUCGAGGUCUGGACGUUGGGGCGGACCCUCCAAGGGCAGCCAGACCAAGAGGGAUGAUGCAGACGCAGGGAUCGUGGACGGCUACGCUCUUGAUGACCCACUGCUGCUGUACGCAGAGCUGCACCACGCACGCUCCAUCAUGGCCCUGUGUCGGCUGAAGCUGGAGCAGUACCACUCCGACAUCAAGAAGGCGAUCCUACCCACCGAGCACCCGGAUGUCGCCGAAGCACUCAACGGCAUACUCGAGCUGUGCGCACUGCUGACCUCCAGACAGGGUGCGGCACCCGCGGAAGUGGAGCCGGCGCUGGAAGCGGGGGAGCUGCACGCCCACGCGCAGGCCCAGCCCGCGGGCACGGAGCCUCCGCGCGUCUCGUCGGUGCUGCCCCAGCCGACCGGGGGAUACCGGAGGAGCGCCGCACCGCCCGCCCAGCUGCAACUCGGGGCACCGGCCGGCAGUGGCGCCCCACCCGUCGGUGCGCGGGGAGCCCAGCCGCAGCCUCGCGACGUCCAGAUGAAGGUUUUCCGCGAGCACGAGGGCUCGACCAGCUCCGUGGAGGGCGCGCCGGUCGAGAACCCUCUGGCUGCGGCCGUGGCGGCAGCGUGCGUCGGGCCGGAGGAGCAGCCUCGAGAGGCGGCGGAUAAAAUGUAA
This is a messenger RNA of Schistocerca piceifrons (Central American locust), 2551 nucleotides long. RefSeq names its product TBC1 domain family member 5 (gene TBC1D5). Bases 293 to 2551 code for a protein of 752 amino acids. Gene Ontology annotation, biological process: activation of GTPase activity. The transcript is spliced from 14 exons. Lineage: Eukaryota; Metazoa; Arthropoda; Insecta; Orthoptera; Acrididae. Gene Ontology annotation, molecular function: GTPase activator activity. The record is from RefSeq and is a predicted model, not a curated record.